AUGAUUAAUGUUUUACCCUUGGUGAGCCUUAUUGUUGGAGCAACAGCGCAACAGCCGGAGCCCAUUAACGUCGAUGGAAACAUCGGCCAGCACUUAGGUCUUGGAAACAUCGAGGCGGCAGACGUUUCGAGUCUUUGGUCUGGUCUUGAUGAUGAGGCGAGGAAGGCUUUGGAAGCUGUUGAUAUCUAUCCAGGUAAAAGUCCCAAUGAGUUGGUGGAAGAUGUUCUCCUUCUUGCUUACGGUGGUAACCAUCACGAUAUUGAUUUCGCUGACAAAAGCAGUACAAUAGCUGAAAUCUUCAGUGCUUUGGGUGGUAUAUAUGCUGAAUUUGCCAGUGACAUUUUGGAAUUAAAUGAGACGUUGAAGUGA
Candidozyma haemuli is the source of this 369-nucleotide messenger RNA. RefSeq lists its product as uncharacterized. The transcript has a single exon. Lineage: Eukaryota; Fungi; Ascomycota; Pichiomycetes; Serinales; Metschnikowiaceae. Bases 1 to 369 code for a protein of 122 amino acids. The record is from RefSeq and is a predicted model, not a curated record.